AUGGCCAUUAUUGUGGCUGUAUUUGUGGCUUUUGGAGGACUUCUCUACGGCUACGACACAGGAACUAUUGCUGGAAUCAUGACCAUGGGCUAUGUGAAAGAACACUUUACAGACUUUGGGAAGAACGACUUCACCUCGGGCCAAUCAUCUCUCACCACAUCUAUCCUAUCUGUGGGCACAUUUACCGGAGCCAUCGUUGCUCCCUUAGCUGCUGACACGGCUGGUCGACGUCUGGGUCUUCUGUUGUAUUGUCUUGUAUUCUCUGUGGGUGCUAUUUUGCAGACCGUCACAACCGGAAGAGUCUUGCUAAUUGUGGGACGGGUGAUUGCUGGUCUUGGUGUGGGAGGUAUCUCGUCCAUUGUGCCUCUCUAUCAGUCAGAAGUGUCUCCCAAAUGGAUCAGAGGGGCCGUUGUUUCUGUCUACCAGUUUGCCAUCACUGUGGGUCUUCUACUGGCAGCUAUUGUCAACAAUGCCACUAAGGACCGUCCAAAUACGUCAUCAUACCGUAUCCCUCUUGGUAUUCAACUCAUUUGGGCUCUUAUUCUUUCAGCAGGACUUGUGUUUCUUCCUGAGACUCCUCGUUUCUGGGUCAAGAAGAACCGGCCAGAGAAAGCCGCCGAAGCACUCUCACGGCUAAGAAGGCUACCAACAGACUCGAAACCGGUAAAAAAGGAACUGCUUGAACUACAGAAGUCGUUCGAAAUGGAAAUGGAGGUUGGAAACUCCUCCUGGAAGGCUUGUUUCAGUCCACAUGGAUCACAGCUCAAAAGACUGCUGACAGGAGUCUCAAUCCAGGCUCUGCAACAACUAACAGGCAUCAAUUUCAUAUUCUACUAUGGAACCAACUUUUUCAAAACAGCUGGCAUAAAAGAUCCCUUUGUGGUGUCCAUGAUCACCUCUGCCGUCAAUGUGGCCUUCACCCUUCCGGGUAUUCUGUUUGUCGACAAAGUGGGCCGAAGAAAGCUGCUCUUGAUUGGAGCCGUGGUAAUGUGUGUUUCAGAAUUAAUUGUGGCAGCUGUAGGAGCAGCUCUGGAUAGCCAGGUGUCUUCCAAGGUCCUUAUUGCCUUCACUUGUACGUUCAUCGCAGGCUUUGCAUCCACCUGGGGACCUAUAGCCUGGGUGGUUGUUGCGGAGAUUUUCCCGCUUCGAAUCCGGGCCAAGGGAGUGGCUAUCAGUGUGGCUGCCAACUGGAUUUUCAACUUUGCCAUUGCCUUUGCAACUCCGUACUUGGUCGACAAGAAACCUGGGUCUGCCGGUCUCGAGUCCAAGGUGUUUUUCAUCUGGGGAGGUUGCAAUUUUCUAGCCAUUGCCUUUGUGUACUUGUUUGUCUAUGAAACCAAAGGGUUGUCACUGGAGCAGGUGGACGAAAUGUACUCGGAGGUCAAGUACGCCUGGCAGAGUGAUAGGUUCCAGACCGAGAUCAUGUCUGGAAAGACGGAGGUUUCGCCGGAUCAGAGCUGCGAUUCUGGAUUUGAUUCGGAUUAG
This is a messenger RNA of Yarrowia lipolytica CLIB122, 1485 nucleotides long. RefSeq lists its product as uncharacterized. Gene Ontology annotation, cellular component: membrane. Gene Ontology annotation, molecular function: carbohydrate:proton symporter activity. Gene Ontology annotation, biological process: transmembrane transport; carbohydrate transport. NCBI's taxonomy places the organism in Eukaryota, Fungi, Ascomycota, Dipodascomycetes, Dipodascales. The record is from RefSeq and is a predicted model, not a curated record.